UUCUCAUCAGUGUCGCUCUAUCUCCCUCACUCUCUCACUAUAAUUAAUAAGCACUAGACGACUCAAGUUAAUUACAGUAGAUUGAUUGCGUGCGGCGCCUACGACGUUUUGGAUCAAGUGCUUGUGACUUAUUUAUAUUAUUUAUAUCGCCAAGCAUGCUGAACAACAUUAUCAAUUUUGCCAAUUAUUGGUGGUUCCGAUACCUAAUGGUGACCGAGCUGUAUGUGGUCGAGAAAUGGGAGCGUGUAACGAUACACGUCAUCUUUAUGGUCCUAUUUUGUGUGUUCUGGUACUUUAACUACUCAGUGCUGCUUUCGGUGACCGGCAAUAUCUUUGGAUAUUCCCCAAUUGCAAACGGUCUUUUGCCCCCACUGCCUCAUGGAGCCGCUGGCGUCAAGGUCACAUCAUAGUUUCGCUUGAGAAUCUGUUAAAAAAUCUGCUGUUCCAACAACAAAUUAAUUAUUAACUAGUUGUCGUACAUACAUACAUAGAAUGCUAUGCUAAGAACAAAAUGUAAUAGUUUUAAAGUUAGUAACUCAUGGAAUUCGCGUUAGCCUAAAUAUUUGUAAAUGUUUCCUUACCUUCAGAUAUAUAUAUGAUAUGAUA
Drosophila nasuta is the source of this 606-nucleotide messenger RNA. RefSeq names its product ghiberti (gene ghi). The transcript has 3 exons. Bases 156 to 410 code for a protein of 84 amino acids. Lineage: Eukaryota; Metazoa; Arthropoda; Insecta; Diptera; Drosophilidae. The record is from RefSeq and is a predicted model, not a curated record.